UCCCUGAGCCCCUGGCCAGCCCUCUGGCAGGGUAAAUUCGGAGUAGAAACAUGAACAGUGUGAGCACCCUCCGCCCCCCACCCCACCUAUACAGUAACAGGCAGAGGCUCAGCAAUAUGCUGCUGCCCAGUAAAGAGGGAUAGUGGUGGGAGUGUGGCAGACCAGGGUCCAUGCUGGGCCACUCCAUAAGUCCCAGGCCUGGGUAAUUAGUACCCGCUCCCCCCCCCCCCAUCAUCACUGCCGACAUCCUACAGCCGCUGAAUUAACGGAGCCUGCAAGAAGGCGGAGAAGGGAGAGGAGGAGCAGCGCCAGCGCCGGGACCUCCUGCAGGUGUUCUGUUCCCAUGAUUCCUGAACUGUCAGACAGUACAGCUAGAGCCAAUGAUGGUACCUGGAGGAAAAUCAAUGUCAGGAGUCAGUCUGAUAAUUCUGCAACCAUAUUGCAUAAUAGUGAUCCCUUAGAGGAGCCACAUGAACACAGUGUGGGCGGUCGGGAAAACUCACCUAAUGUGAUAAUAAGGGCGGAGAGGUCUUGUCAGCCUCACACCCACAUCUUCUUCCUGAAGACGCAUAAGACAGCCAGCAGCACCAUCAUGAACAUUCUAUUCCGGUUUGGAGAAUCACAGAACCUAACGUUUGCCCUACCUGCUUAUAACAUGUCACAGUUCCUUUAUCCCAGCUAUUUCAAUGCUUAUUUUGUAGAAGGAUUCACCAGGAAUACCCAUCAUCAUUAUGACAUCAUGUGUCACCACAUGCGGUUCCUGCGGCCAGAGGUGGAAAAGGUGAUGUCAAAUGACACAUUUUAUUUCACCAUACUGCGGAAUCCAGUUUCACUGAUGGAGUCAUCAUUCUCAUAUUAUAAGGGCACAGACAUCUUUGAAAAGGCAUAUAGCUUGGAAGAGUUCUUGAAAAACCCCUACAAAUACUACAACGCAUCAAGUACAUUCAGCGGUUAUGGCAGGAAUCUCAUGACAUUUGAUCUUGGGUUUCACCAAGAUGGCAUGGUAACACCAAAGCACCUCCAGUUGACCCGACAAGCUGUGGAAACAACUUUUAACUUGGUCCUGAUUACAGAGUACUUUGACGAGUCUUUAGUGCUUUUAAAAGAUGCUCUUUGCUGGAGUUUUGAUGAUGUCCUGUCUUUUCCACUAAACAGUAGGAGCAGUGCCAGCCGAAAAGUCCUUUCCCAUGUAACUGAAGAGAUGAUCAAAUCCUGGAACCAGUUAGAUUGGCAUCUUUAUAUCUACUUUAACAACUCCUUCUGGGAACAGGUAGAAAUGUUUGGGCGAGACAGGAUGCAACGUGAGGUACAAGAACUACAGAGGAGGAGGGCUGAGCAUUCAGAGCUCUGUCUACAAGGUCAAGUUGACCCAAAGAGAAUAAAAGACAACUCUCUGCAACCGUUCCAAGCUGGACUGUCCAGAAUUCUUGGUUACAACCUGAAACCAGGACUUGGAGAGGCUGAGAGGUCAUUGUGUCAAAGACUUGUGACCCCAGAACUUCAGUAUACUCAACUGUUAUACAAGUCCAUUAAACGUAAAUUUACUUCAUUUGGUCAUAGUUUAAACCAACCUGUCCAUUAAGCCAUAUUUUUUUUAUAGUGCCCCUAUAAAUGCUGCCUUCCAUUUUUAUAAAGUUGCACUUUCU
This is a messenger RNA of Pseudophryne corroboree (corroboree frog), 1646 nucleotides long. RefSeq names its product galactose-3-O-sulfotransferase 2-like. Gene Ontology annotation, cellular component: membrane. The transcript has 3 exons. Gene Ontology annotation, biological process: glycolipid biosynthetic process. The record is from RefSeq and is a predicted model, not a curated record. Lineage: Eukaryota; Metazoa; Chordata; Amphibia; Anura; Myobatrachidae. Bases 344 to 1582 code for a protein of 412 amino acids. Gene Ontology annotation, molecular function: galactosylceramide sulfotransferase activity.